UUCAUAACCCAACAAAAUUUCAACUCAAAWCGAGCACUCGAACGAAAUUUCAAUGAAAAAACAUGUAAAUUGUAUGCAAAAAAAAMAUAAAUAUUCAAGCUUUUGAUUGAAUUAUGUCGACGAAGUGCCAACGUAAUUGUUUUCAAUUGAUUUGGAAAGAAACGGUCGUAAAAAAUCGGUGGUGCAAAUUUGAGGUUAUGUGAUUUGGUUUGGUGGAAAAAUCGGAAAAUUUGCACCAUUGGGAACCUUUUCGAAAAAACAUCGUCGGACUCCGACACAUCUUGGCAAAAAAUCGACCUCGAAGAAGUGAAAAAAGAAAAAAUGGCCGAAACGGACAAAACGAUCGAAAAUGGCGUCCAAUGGACUUUGGGGGACGAAAGUAGAGAACAGGAGGACAUCUUCCCCCAAAAUGGUGAUUCUUUCGAUAAUUUACCACCAGCGGCACGUUCCGACGGCCAAGGGGGCUUCACCCCUCAAGAACAAAAAGCCCUUAUGGAGAAACGCAAACGACUCAAGCCGAGUAUGUCACAAGGGACUGUCAUGAUACAAAAUCGCCUCCAGGAGAAAGAUUUCACUGUUGCCACACCAGAGGAAUUUGUUAAAAGAUUCAACGGGACCAAAGUCAUCAAUAAAGUUUUGAUCGCGAAUAAUGGCAUUGCUGCUGUUAAAUGCAUGCGUUCGGUGCGUCGUUGGUCAUACGAAAUGUUCAAAAACGAACGUGCGGUCCGUUUUGUGGUCAUGGUCACACCUGAAGACCUCAAAGCCAACGCCGAAUACAUCAAAAUGGCCGAUCACUACGUCCCAGUACCUGGGGGUACCAAUAACAACAAUUACGCCAAUGUGGAACUCAUCGUCGAUAUCGCGACUCGCCUCCAAGUCCAGGCSGUUUGGGCCGGCUGGGGGCACGCCUCCGAAAACCCCAAACUCCCCGAACUCCUCCACAAGAACGGUAUUGCCUUCAUCGGCCCUCCCGAUAAGGCAAUGUGGGCAUUGGGCGACAAAAUCGCCUCGAGUAUUGUCGCCCAAACUGCAGACAUCCCCACUCUUCCAUGGUCAGGCUCCGAACUCAAAGCCCAAUACACGGGGAGGAAAAUCAAGAUAUCGUCGGAUUUGUUUGCAAAAGGGUGUGUCCAAACGGCGGAACAAGGCUUAGCAGCGGCGCAAAAAAUCGGUUUUCCGGUUAUGAUCAAGGCGUCAGAAGGUGGGGGAGGAAAAGGUAUCCGGAAAGUGGAAAAUGCUGAUGAUUUUCCGGCGGCUUUUCGACAAGUUCAAACCGAAAUUCCCGGUUCUCCCAUCUUUGUCAUGAAACUAGCUAAGUGUGCCCGCCAUCUUGAAGUCCAAUUAUUGGCCGACCAAUACGGAAACGCCAUUUCACUCUUUGGRCGUGAUUGUUCGAUUCAACGUCGCCAUCAGAAGAUUAUUGAAGAAGCACCGGCGGUUAUAGCCGUCCCUGAUGUUUUUGAAGAUAUGGAAAAAGCUGCAGUCCGAUUGGCUAAAAUGGUGGGUUAUGUGUCAGCCGGUACUGUUGAAUAUCUCUAUGACACUUCGGGYCAUUACUACUUCCUGGAACUUAAUCCGAGACUUCAAGUCGAACAUCCAUGUACCGAAAUGGUGUCAGAUGUGAAUCUACCAGCAGCACAAUUACAAAUUGCUAUGGGUUUACCAUUACACUACAUUAAAGACAUUCGUUUGUUGUAUGGGGAAUCCCCGUGGGGUAAUUCCGAGAUUGAUUUUGAUAAACCAAGACAUAAACCCCAACCAUGGGGUCAUGUAAUAGCCGCUCGAAUUACUUCCGAGAACCCUGAUGAGGGUUUUAAACCGAGUUCGGGAACAGUUCAAGAACUCAAUUUCCGGUCAUCGAAAAACGUCUGGGGGUACUUUUCCGUUGCGGCAUCUGGCGGCUUACACGAAUUUGCUGAUUCACAAUUCGGUCAUUGUUUCUCAUGGGGUGAAAAUCGUGAACAAGCAAGAGAAAAUCUAGUAAUUGCUUUGAAAGAAUUAAGUAUCAGAGGUGAUUUUCGCACAACAGUUGAAUAUCUAAUCACAUUGCUUGAAACGAAGAGUUUCCAAGAGAAUUCCAUUGAUACAGCUUGGUUGGAUAUCCUCAUUAGUGAAAAAGUUGAAUCAGAGAAACCCAAUGUGAUGUUGGGUGUGAUUUGUGGUUCUUUACACAUUGCUGAUAAGACAAUAAGUACAGCAUUUGAAGAGUUUCAAAAUUCUUUAGAACGAGGACAAAUUCAAGGUUCCAAUACCUUGACUAAUGUUGUAGAUGUUGAAUUGAUACAUGGUGGUAACAAAUAUAAAGUCCAAGCUACUAAAAGUGGUCCCAACACUUAUUUCCUCAUGAUGAAUGGUACUUUUAAAGAGAUUGAAGUACAUAGAUUGACAGAUGGUGGUAUUUUACUGUCAGUUGAUGGUUCCUCGUUUACUACAUAUAUGAAGGAGGAAGUCGAUCGGUAUCGUAUCGUAAUCGGGAACCAAACUGUUGUUUUUGAGAAGGAAAAUGAUCCGACAAUUUUACGCUCACCUUCAGCCGGUAAACUCAUAAGUUUUCUUAUCGACGAUGGCGGCCAUGUUGAUAAAGGUCAAGCGUAUGCCGAAAUUGAGGUUAUGAAAAUGGUAAUGACACUAACUUCAAGCGAAAGUGGUAGUAUUUUUUAUGUGAAGAGACCAGGAGCGGUUUUAGAAGCCGGCUCAACUAUAGCAUCUUUAGAACUCGAUGAUCCGUCAUUAGUAACCAAAGCUUUACUCUAUAAAGGCCCAUUCCCCGAAUUGGAUGUUUCACAACCUAUAGUUUCGGAAAAAUUAAACCAUAUCCAUAAUAGUUACAAAGCURUACUUGAGAAUACCUUAGCUGGGUAUUGUCUCCCUGAUCCUUACAAUGCACCACGACUUCGUGAAGUGAUUGAAAAGUUUAUGUCAAGUCUUAGAGACCCAAGUUUACCAUUGCUUGAGUUGCAACAAGUGAUGGCGUCGAUUUCUGGCCGGAUUCCACCAGCUGUUGAAAAGAAAAUCCGCCGACUUAUGAGUCUCUACGAAAGGAAUAUAACAAGUGUUUUGGCUCAAUUCCCGAGUCAACAAAUCGCCAGUGUUAUAGACAGUCAUGCUGCUAGUAUGCAAAAAAGGACAGAACGAGAUGGUUUCUUCCUUGCAACUGAAAGUAUCGUUCAAUUAGUACAAAGAUACCGAAAUGGUAUUCGUGGUCGUAUGAAAGUCGCCGUUCAAGAACUCCUACGACAAUAUUACGACGUUGAAAGUCAAUUCCAGCAAGGUUCCUAUGAUAAAUGUGUAGCACUAUUACGCGAAAAACACAAAGAUGAUAUGCAAAGUGUCAGUAAUACGAUUUUUAGUCAUUCACAAGUUGCCAAAAAAAAUCUAUUAGUAACAAUGUUGAUUGAUCAUUUAUGGUCAAAUGAACCGGGUUUAACCGAUGAACUUGCACCGGCUUUAACCGAAUUAACUUCGUUGAAUCGUAGCGAACAUUCCCGAGUGGCACUUCGUGCCCGUCAAGUACUCAUCGCUGCACAUCAACCCGCCUAUGAAUUGCGACACAAUCAAAUGGAGAGUAUUUUUCUCUCAGCUGUUGAUAUGUACGGUCAUGAGUUUCAUCCAGAAAACUUACAAAAGUUGAUAGUGUCAGAAACUUCAAUUUUUGAUAUUUUACAUGACUUUUUCUACCAUGCAAAUCGAGCGGUUUGUAAUGCCGCAUUAGAGGUGUAUGUACGUAGAGCAUACACUAGUUAUGAUAUCACAUGUUUGCAACAUUUAGAAUUGUCAGGGGAAGUACCAGUGGUACAUUUCCAAUUUUUGCUACCACCGACUCAUCCAAAUCGUUUAAUCAAAUUAGAUGAGUUUAAAGACAGUGAGGAUGGUCCAAAAGUGGUUGAUACGUUUCAACGGACCGGUUGUAUGGCUGCGUUUCAAAAUUUCCAAGAAUUUGAACAGUAUGCUGAUGAAAUUCUUGAUUUGAUUGAGGAUUUUGCAAAUCCGGCGACAAUUUCCGCUAAGGAUUUGAUAGCAAUGGAGAGUGGUUCUGAGAGUCGGAACAGUACUUCGAUUAAUGUUAGUUUGUCAUUGGAGGGGCAAAGAGUGGGGGAGGAGAGUUGUAUGCAUGAACCUAUACAUAUCCUCCAUGUGGGGAUUAAGGAUAAAGGGGAUUCGGAUGAUGGGAGUAUGAGUAAAAUAUUUGGGAAUUUCUGUGUGAGACAUAAGGAGGAGUUGAUCARUCGCGGGAUUAGAAGGAUUACUUUCGCCGCCUUGAAACACAAACAAAGCCCCAAAUUUUUCACGUUUCGAGCACGUGAUGAUUUCAAGGAAGACAAGAUUUAUCGGCAUUUAGAGCCGGCUUGUGCCUUCCAAUUGGAAUUGAACCGRAUGAGGAAUUAUAAUUUGGAAGCGUUACCAACUUCAAAUCAAAAAAUGCACUUGUAUUUGGGGAAAGCCAAAGGUAUUAAAGGGAAAGAAGUGACGGAUUAUAGGUUUUUCAUCAGGAGUAUUAUAAGACAUAGUGAUUUGAUAACAAAGGAGGCGUCGUUUGAGUACCUCCAAAACGAGGGUGAGAGAGUACUACUUGAGGCAAUGGAUGAGUUAGAGGUGGCGUUUUCGCAUCCACAUUCACGUCGUACUGAUUGCAACCAUAUUUUCCUCAAUUUUAUACCGACUGUGAUUAUGGAUCCGGCGAAGAUUGAGGAGGCUGUGACUAGYAUGGUGAUGCGAUAUGGGCCAAGAUUAUGGAAAUUGAGGGUGCUACAAGCCGAAUUGAAGAUGAUUAUAAGACUAGCACCGAAUGCUCCGACUCAAACGAUUCGUUUAUGUUUGGCUAAUGAUAGUGGUUAUUAUUUGGAUAUUAAYAUGUAUACGGAGGAAGUGGAUCCGGAUACGGGAAUUAUCAAGUUUAGGGCCUAUGGGAAGAAACAAGGACCAAUGCAUGGUUUGCCCAUUUCCACUCCGUAUUUGGCCAAGGAUUAUUUGCAACAAAAACGGUUUCUGGCGCAGUCAGCAGGGACGAGUUACGUUUACGAUUAUCCAGAUAUGUUUAGACAAAUGGUGGAUUUGCAAUGGAAGCAAUAUAUGAAUCAAAGAAUUUCAGAACAUAUACAACCGCCUGAUAAACUUAUGGAUUUCGUUGAAUUGAUUCUCGAUCCGGAAACUGAAAGUCGACUUAUUGAACAAAAACGUGUUCCUGGCGAGAAUAAUGUAGGAAUGGUGGCUUGGCGGCUUACUUUAUAUACACCGGAAUAUCCAGAUGGCCGUGAUAUCAUUGUUAUAGCUAAUGAUAUAACGCAUCUGAUUGGUUCGUUUGGACCACGUGAGGAUAAGGUGUUCGGGUUGGCGAGCGAAAUUGCCCGAUGUAUGAAAAUACCAAGGAUUUACUUGGCCGCUAACAGCGGUGCAAGAAUAGGCCUGGCCGAAGAAGUGAAAAAUUCGUAUAAAAUCGCCUGGGAGGAUAACAACGAACCGGAUAAAGGUUUCCGUUAUUUAUACUUGACUCCAGAAGAUUAUGCAAAAGUUUCGGCCCAAAAUUCAGUCCGUGCUGUCCUCAUCGAAGACGAAGGCGAGUCACGUUACAAACUCACCGAUAUCAUAGGCAAAGAAGACGGUUUAGGUGUUGAAAAUUUACGAUAUGCUGGUAUGAUCGCCGGUGAAACAUCACGAGCCUAUGAUGAAAUCGUGACAAUUUCCAUGGUGUCAUGUCGAGCGAUCGGAAUCGGCUCUUAUCUAGUACGACUCGGUCAAAGAGUGAUCCAAAUUGAAAAUUCGCACAUUAUUUUGACCGGUUAUAGUGCCUUAAAUAAACUUCUUGGACGUCAAGUUUACGCCUCGAAUAACCAAUUGGGCGGUAUCCAAAUUAUGUACAAUAACGGGGUUUCCCAUAAAGUGGAACAAGGCGACCUUGAUGGUAUCGCCACAAUCCUAAAAUGGCUCUCUUACGUCCCUAGAGACAAAAACAGUCCACUUCCCGUCAUGAAAYCCAUCGAUCCGAUCGAACGCGAUGUUGAAUUCAUCCCAACUAAAGCCCCMUAUGAUCCACGUUGGAUGCUUGAAGGUCGGGYUUCGCCCCUUGACCCCAAAAUCUGGGAGAGUGGUUUCUUUGAUCGUGAUUCAUGGUCGGAGAUAAUGAAACCGUGGGCGCAAACAGUCGUAGCAGGCCGUGCCCGACUUGGGGGAAUCCCAGUUGGUGUGAUUGCAGUCGAAACAAGAACAGUUGAACUUACUUUACCCGCUGAUCCGGCCAAUUUGGAUUCGGAAGCUAAGACUGUAUCGCAAGCUGGACAAGUGUGGUUCCCUGACUCCGCCUACAAAACGGCCCAAUCAAUUGCCGAUUUCUCGCGUGAGGACCUCCCACUUUUUAUUUUCGCCAAUUGGAGAGGCUUUAGUGGAGGGAUGAAGGAUAUGUAUGAAGAAAUUAUGAAAUUUGGGGCGUAUAUUGUUGAUGGGUUGAGACAGUAUAGGAAGCCGGUGAUUAUUUAUAUACCGCCCAAUGGGGAGUUGAGAGGCGGGGCUUGGGCUGUGGUUGAUCCGACGAUUAAUUCACGGUAUAUGGAAAUGUAUGCCGAUCCGGAAUCGAGAGGUGGGGUUUUGGAACCGGAAGGAAUUGUCGAAAUUAAAUACCGGAAGAAGGAUUUGUUGAAAACUAUGCAUAGGAUUGAUUCAGUUUUGAGGGAUUUAGAUGAGAAAAUAGCAAAGUUUAAUCAGACAAGGCCGAUUGGUGAACGCACCUCAAGUAUAUCACAAACAAUCGAGCAGAAAAAACCCCAAGAAAUUAUCGAUUUAGAAGCGAAAAUUACCGAAAGGGAAAAUUUCCUAAUGCCAAUGUAUCAUCAAGUUUCGGUGCAUUUCGCCGAUUUGCACGAUACACCCGAACGGAUGCUCGAGAAAGGGGCCAUUAGUGAUAUAGUGCCUUGGAGGAAAUCGCGGUCGAUUUUGUAUUGGAGGUUGAGGCGAUUAUUACUUCAGGAUAAAGUGGUGACGGCGUUGCUUGACGCACAGCCGAUGUUGGGAGUGGGGCAAGGGGAGGCGAUGUUGAGGAGGUGGUUUAUUGAGGAUAAGGGUUCAACUGAGGGCUACAAGUGGGACAAUAAUGAGACAGUGGUGCACUGGAUGGAGGAUCAGCUCCGGAAGCCCCCGAGUCAGUCAAUAAUCAAUUACAAUCUCCACUGUGUGAAAAAAGACGCUGUUAUAAACCAAAUCAACAUAGCGCUUGAGGACUGUCCGGAUGUGUCCCUCGAUGCUGUGGUCCAAAUCAUCCAAAAAUUAUCAGAUAAUCAAAAAGCCGAAGUGAUAAGAACAUUGUCGCAGCUAGGGUCGGUCGAAAAUAUCGAUUAAAAUUCUAUUUUUGCAAAAAAAAAAACCUAAUCUAGGAUUUUAUUGUAAAUAGGUUUGUGCUUUAUUUAUAAUUCUGUUGUAUUUAUUUUUCUUGGAAAUGAUAGGGUUAGGAAUAAUUGUUAUAUUGUUGUUUAUCUGGGAAUUGUCCGAGAUUUUGUUAUAAAAUAAUUUUUUUUGAGAA
Molecule: messenger RNA, 7507 nt
Organism: Tribolium madens (black flour beetle)
Lineage: Eukaryota; Metazoa; Arthropoda; Insecta; Coleoptera; Tenebrionidae
Product: acetyl-CoA carboxylase
Exons: 10
Coding region: 322-7326 (2334 amino acids)
Biological process (GO): fatty acid biosynthetic process
Molecular function (GO): acetyl-CoA carboxylase activity; metal ion binding; ATP binding
Source: RefSeq, a predicted model, not a curated record